UGAACGAGCGUCAAUUCUGAAACGCUUAUUCAUGGGCAUUGGGGCUUGAUAGACCUAUCAAAGACGGCGUCCCUCGUCCAUUGUUUGCAAGCGCUUAAUCGUGACCUUGUGAUGGUUCAAAAAGGAUCGCAAUGCCAUCUCACUCUUCAUUGCGAUACAAAAUAACAGCAUUCCGAUACCAAUGGCCUCGGCGAAAGAGAAAUACUCUGCGGCAGAGUUUAAGAAAGCUCUAGAAGUCCUCGAUGCAGAAAUGGGCAAAUCCAAAAACCUACGGAAAAUGUCACCACUACGCAUGAUCAGUGCCGGAGGAUUCGUAGCCGUCAGUGUCUUUGGCAAUCGUUCUUCCACCGAAGACAUCGACUACAUUCUAGAUCCAGAACUCAAAGAUCUUCCAAAGGCGGAGAAAAAGCUGAGCAUCGCCAUUGAAGAGGCCGCAGACCAGUUGCGUAUAGGAAAGAAUUGGAUCAAUGACAGCAUGGCGGUGUUCACGGUUGGAGAGAACAGAAAGACACUCUUCCGUCAGUCGAUCCAGCAGAAUGAGAUUCUAUUCCAGGGCAAGCAUAUAAUCAUUUAUGCUGUCAAGUGGCAAUGGGCUCUGACGAGAAAGCUCAUUCGGCUUGGGUCCAAUGUGAAGGGAGACAGAGAUCCGGAUAUCGAUCUCAGUGAUUCUGUCGCGUUGGCGAGGAGAAUCGUCCAACAGAAUGGCGCUCCACUCAAGCGAGACGUCAUCAAAGGGUGGACAGAAAACAUCUACACUCCAAUUGAGGAUGAGGUACUGGACCAAGUCGCAGCUGAAUAUGUCAGAAAGUACGGAACGCAGGGUAUCAUAUGAAGAUGGUGAAGAAGAACGGUGGUAAUCUUGGGGAGGUUCUUGAUUUUCAAUCCGUAGCAAGUUGGUCGGGUCUGUCAUGCACUACAACUUCACUGCUCACAACUCGUGCAAAAUUAUAUUCCAUGGUACCAAGUCACACC
This is a messenger RNA of Aureobasidium pullulans EXF-150, 972 nucleotides long. RefSeq lists its product as uncharacterized. The transcript is spliced from 2 exons. The record is from RefSeq and is a predicted model, not a curated record. Lineage: Eukaryota; Fungi; Ascomycota; Dothideomycetes; Dothideales; Saccotheciaceae. The coding region runs from base 182 to 832 and encodes 216 amino acids.